Messenger RNA from Phragmites australis (common reed), 2679 nucleotides. Its product is annotated as wall-associated receptor kinase 2-like. The record is from RefSeq and is a predicted model, not a curated record. Gene Ontology annotation, cellular component: plasma membrane. Gene Ontology annotation, biological process: cell surface receptor signaling pathway; protein phosphorylation. The transcript has 4 exons. Gene Ontology annotation, molecular function: protein serine/threonine kinase activity; calcium ion binding; polysaccharide binding. Lineage: Eukaryota; Viridiplantae; Streptophyta; Magnoliopsida; Poales; Poaceae. The coding region runs from base 31 to 2463 and encodes 810 amino acids.
CUAAUUGAGGUAGUAAAGUAGCUAGCACCAAUGGCGCUAACCUCGGCAGUAGCAUUAGCAGUAGUGGCGCUAGCGUUAGCGCCAUCGCAGGUCUCGACUGCAGCCGCGGCGGCGGGGCAGCCCAACUGCAGCACCUGGUGUGGCAACGUGAGCGUGCCGUACCCCUUCGGCUUCGGGCCGCCGCACUGCUACUGGCCGGGGUUCAACCUCACCUGCGACACACGCACCCGAGGGGCGCCGCAGCUGCUCCUCGGCGACGGCACCCUCCGGGUCACAGAUAUCUCCCUCGAGGGCGCCGAAGUGCGCGUCAUCCGCACUGGAUCCAUCAUAAACAGCACCGACAUCACCUCUGACAGGAAUGUCUCGCUCGGCGACAGCUUCACGCGGUUCGGCUACAAGGCGUCGAUGGACCGCAACGAGCUCGUCCUCAUCGGGUGCAAUGUGAUGGCGACGCUGGUCGGGGACGGCGAAAACAAGAUGGACGUCCUCGGCACCUGUGUCUCCAUCUGCGUCUCCGACUACGUCUCAAUCACGAGAGAAACCGGUACCACGUUCUGCACCGGCGUGGGCUGCUGCCAGACGGAUAUCCCCAUGUUGAGCGCGCCCACGGCGGUGCAGGUACGAUGGUUGAACGGCCGGAACAACAGCCAUGACGUGGCAAUGUUGCAGCCGUACGUGUUCGUCGCGGAGCAGGGGUGGUUCGACCAGAGCCCGGUGGCAGAAGAUCUGUUUGGUAUAAACCCGCACCCCUCGAAAGCUUCGUUCGAAGUUCCCCUUGUCCUGCGGUGGGCGGUCACGUCGGGCCUAACGCCUGUGACCAUGAAUAACUAUAGUUGCCCCGGCGACGUAGUCCGCAGCCUCUGCAAGAGCAACCACAGCAGUUGCGACAUGAUGGAGAGUGGAUAUGUAUGCUACUGCCAAUACGGCUACCAUGGCAACCCUUACAUCACCGGUGCUGGCGGGUGCGAAGAUAUCGACGAGUGCGCCAACCCAAGAGACUCUGGCUGCUUCGGCGAAUGCACCAACACGGACGGGUCGUUCAAAUGCCGGUGCCUGCCAGGAUUCCAAGGCAACUCCAAUAAUAUAUCCAUCGGGUGCACAGAUAUCAACGAGUGCGACAACCCAACAACCUAUGGGUGCUUCGGCGAAUGCACCAACACGAACGGGUCGUUCAAGUGCCGGUGCCCACCAGGAUUCCAAGGCAACUCCAGCAAACCCAAUGGCUGCGUCCCAAUCCCCAACGUCGACAAGCCCUCCUCUAAAAAAGGUUUAAUCAUUGGUAUAGCUGUUGGUAGUGGGGCAGGCUCCAUUCUUGUUGUUCUCUCUACAAUCUUCAUGACCCAAAGAUUUAGACAUAUGAAGGCAAUGAAGUUGAAACAAAAGUAUUUUAAGCAAAAUCGUGGACAACUGUUGCAACAAUUGGUAUCCCAAAGAGCAGACAUUGCGGAGAGGAUGAUCAUACCGGUAGAUGAGGUUGCAAAGGCAACAAACAACUUUGAUAAAGCUCGCGAGCUUGGCGGUGGAGGGCAUGGUAUUGUUUACAAAGGGAUUUUAUCAGACCUACAUGUCGUAGCGAUCAAGAAGUCAAAGAUAUCAAUACAAAAGGAAAUAGAUGAGUUCAUAAACGAGGUAGCCAUCCUCUCACAAGUCAACCAUCGGAACGUAGUAAAACUUUUUGGAUGUUGCCUAGAGACAGAGGUCCCAUUGUUGGUUUAUGAGUUUAUUCCCAAUGGAACCCUUUAUCACCAUCUUCAUGUCGAAGGACCAAUAUCACUCUCAUGGGGCAAUAGGUUGAGGAUUGCAACAGAAACUGCUAGUGCUAUUUCCUAUCUUCAUUCAUCAGUUUCUAUCCCAAUAAUUCAUAGAGAUAUCAAGUCUAGUAACAUACUCAUUGAUGAUUUGUUGACAUCAAAGGUGUCAGACUUUGGAGCUUCAAGGUUCAUUCCGAUGGAUAAAACGGGGUUAACAACAAGGGUUCAAGGUACUAUAGGAUACUUAGACCCUAUGUAUUUUUACAAAGGCCGCCUCACCGAGAAAAGUGAUGUCUAUAGCUUUGGUGUCAUUCUUGUGGAGAUGCUCACUAGGAAGAAACCAUUUUCAUAUUUGUCCUCAGAAGGUGAUGGCCUUGUUGCACAUUUUGUUAGUUUACUUGUUGAAGGGAAUGUGGCCAAAAUACUAGACCCACAAGUUAAAGAGGAGGGAGGCAAAGAAGUCCAAGAAGUGGCCGAGCUUGCAGCAUCAUGUAUAAAGUUAAGCGGUGAGGACCGGCCUACAAUGCGACAGGUGGAACAUAAGCUCCAAAGCCUUCAAGCAUCUAAUAUGUCAUGGGCAGGGAAACUUGAGAAUAAUGGUAACACUGUGAUGCACUGUUCGUCAAGUAAAGAAGGGCAGAAUAUGAAGGAAUUGAGCCGAAGAUACAGUUUGGAACAAGAAUUCUUGCUAUCUGCGAGAUACCCUCGUUAGGCAGCUUAAUUUGUACCUUAUGUGAUGAUUAGCAUAAGAGAUUUAUAUAGUUGACUACCCCUAGUUUAUUCGUGCAGUGUGAGAAUUUCGAAUAGAUCGUUUGUUUUGUUACCACUGUUUUUGUUUUGUUAGCAUAAGUGCAUACCAGAUCAGUGUUGUUAGAAUGUAUUGGUGCUCGAUCUGGUUACAUUCAUAAAAGUGCAAUUAUUUGUCAUA